Molecule: messenger RNA, 2011 nt
Organism: Notechis scutatus (mainland tiger snake)
Lineage: Eukaryota; Metazoa; Chordata; Lepidosauria; Squamata; Elapidae
Source: RefSeq, a predicted model, not a curated record
UUAUGUUUCCUUGAUGCGCUUCAGAUGUACAGAUGCAGAGCUGAUGCUUGGUGAGCAAUCAAGACUUGUCGUGUGCGCCACCUGCUCAGUUUCAUUCACUUCUUCCUGCCCAAUCAAGCGAGAACGGGGGAAACAGAGGCAGCUGAUGGUUAGUAGACAAGAACUGUUCCUUGAAAACCCCAGGACCUAUCCUGACCUUGUCUGAAGAAACCUAGAAGAAGGUUUUUCUUAGCCUUUACGUAUUCCAUACCAAGAAGGCCUAGGCUCUGGAAUUCUGCUGCCAUGGAAAAAUCAAGAUCCCUGAUCCGGCAAGUAAUUGGCCACAAGAUGCUCUUUGUUGUCUUCCUACUUUUCCUCACAGAUAUUCUUGUAGAGGUUGUUGCCAUAACAAAUGGGACCACCCCCGUAAAUAAAACAGAUAGUUUAAAUAUAAGUGCCUCAGGUUUUCCAGCAUCUUCUCAGACGACUGAGGAGAAUUUUAUGACAUCUGUUGCAUCACCUCCUGAUGCUACCACGCCUGACACUCUUAACAGAAGUUUGAGCACUCCAGAGCAACCAGCACUGUCCCUCAAUGCAGCACCUCUAGUCCCCAAACAGGAACUGCAAUCUGACACGGCCGUGACCACUGCUGUCCCAGAAGACACUUCCUCCCCUAUGCGAAAUGAAAGCAUUGCCUCUACCAAAGAAAAACACCCUCUUAAAGAAACAACAAAGGUUCAAAAAUCCAAACCACCUCCUGUUCAGCAAGAACUUGCCUCUAAAAUGAUAGUCACAUCACAUUUCAUUAGUGAGACGGUAUCUUCUCCAACAAAGGAUUCGGGAACCAGAUCCCAGGGGAGCUUCUUUAAGAAAUCAAGUGCAACUGCCUACCCAGAAACAACAAAGAGCAGAGAACCAAAAGAUGACAGAAAGGGGCCAACACCACCAAGUCAAGCUAUUCCAGAAUUAACUCAGAUUCCUGAGAUUGGCGGCCAUUAUAUGUCUGGUCCAACGCCACCAAGUCAAGCUGUUCCAGAAUUAACUCAGAUUCCUGAGAUUGGCGGCCAUUAUAUGUCUGGUCCAACGCCACCAAGUCAAGCUGUUCCAGAAUUAACUCAGAUUCCUGAGAAUGGCAGUCACUACAAGUCUGGUCCUUUCACCACAUCGGUGACACCUAUCAAUGAUGUACCUAUAUUUGACUCUUCUGACAAAAGACCCUCAGAGAAGAAAAAGUCUGUCAUCAUUUUGGCCAUCGUUUUUUCCGUCCUGCUGCUUGUAGGUCUCCUAGUUUUCCUGUACUUCAGGCGCCGCCGUCACUCUGGCUCUACCAGCUUCAAUUCCCCAGAAUGGGCUGGACAAGCGACGUUGCCAGAUGAUACGGGCUUGGAUAAGGACGUGGAGCAACAGGUGGGGUCUGUAGGGGAAGGGGAAACCCGGCGUGGGACUCUUGUGACUUUCUUUGGGAAGCGUCAGUCUAGGGUACCUUCGAUAGCUAUGGAAGAAGUCAAUGGGAAAGGAGGCAAGGAGGAAACAGAGAAGUUGCUUUGUGAAGAGGCUGAGAAUGGGUCCUCUUCGGAGGCAAUUGGAGAUGCCAAUGGCAAAGUACCAGAGCCCCUUAAGGAGUCUUCUCAGGAGUCCCCAGCCUCCAAUAAGGACUAAAUAGGACUUUCUUUGUUUUUCCUUGAAGACGUUUCACUUCGCAUCUAAGAAGGUUCUUCUGUUCAGCUUAGAUAAGAAGCGAAAUGAAAGGAAAAACAAAGUCCAGUUUGCCUUUUGAAAAAGCACAUCUGGGGUACCCAUGACUCAGAUGACUGAGAAUCUCCAUACACAUUUCUCUAAAAUCAGAAUUCCUCCUAAAUCAGAAUUUCUGGCUUUGCAGGUUGGUGGGGGGAGGGGUGGGUGGGAGAGGGGAUGGUUGAAAGCACAAAUGCACAAAUGGAGUGCACACUCGCUCCACUGCUCCCGCAUAUGGGGAUGUGUGUAUGUGCACACACUCACCCACCACUCCCACUGCCCGGUUCCGAAUGGCUCA